AUGGCCUCGUUCUCUGUGUGCUUCAUCAAGAGACUGAAUGGAAAGGGGCAAAGUGCGGAACUUAGCCAAGUAAUAAAGGCCUUUCCUGCUGAAGCUGCCAUCGUCGCCUGGUGUUCAGCCACUGGAGUGUUCGUUGCUAUGCCAGUUACCUAUAGUCAACGGCUGAAGCAUCUCAAGGUCGAUAUGCUUUCGCUAUACCAUCCUCGGGUUCCAGAUUUGUAUCCCAAAGACAUAGACACUACAACGGACAUACGACUCGAAUCCUCUCUCAAGAAUCUUACCAUUUCGUCUUCCGCCAAACCCAAGACCUCUAAAGCUGUUGCCGACACCUGGGAAGACGUUGCUUCUCCAUCAACCUCCUCCAAUUCCACUACUCCCUCACCGCCCUCUACUCCCACUGACGCAACCCCUGGUCCUCCGCCGCCGACGCCCAUCUCUCCAACUUCCUCCCACUCACGCAAGAAAAGUACAGACUGGUCGACGUUUGCAAGUGCCUAUACCUCAAAAUCCUCAAGUAGUACGCCUCGGUCUUCUACGGGCCCAGAAAAGAGACCGGAGAAAUCAUCUGCGGCGGCCGGACGCUUGAUUGCAGGGGCGCUAGGUGUAAAGCCACCGAAGAAGACUGAGGAAAGCAAAGCGUAUGAGCGGGCUGUGAGGGAGAAGGAGCGGAAGAGAAAAGAGGUGGCCAAAGACGAGGUGGGGAAGGCUGAGAGGGAGAGGGAGGAGGCGAGGAGGGCGAUCUGGGAGGGUUGA
This is a messenger RNA of Letharia columbiana, 753 nucleotides long. RefSeq lists its product as uncharacterized. The transcript is spliced from 2 exons. Lineage: Eukaryota; Fungi; Ascomycota; Lecanoromycetes; Lecanorales; Parmeliaceae. The coding region runs from base 1 to 753 and encodes 250 amino acids. The record is from RefSeq and is a predicted model, not a curated record.